This is a messenger RNA of Parathielavia appendiculata, 1368 nucleotides long. RefSeq lists its product as uncharacterized. The transcript is spliced from 2 exons. Bases 421 to 1368 code for a protein of 315 amino acids. The record is from RefSeq and is a predicted model, not a curated record. Lineage: Eukaryota; Fungi; Ascomycota; Sordariomycetes; Sordariales; Chaetomiaceae.
UGUACCUACCACUCGGCCCCGCUUCCCAGGCUUGGGCUGAGCGCAGGCUGGGGGCAUUGGGGUGAAUGAAGCAGGCGAGAAAAAAGGAGGCCCCUGCAAAUUAAAGCUGACCGCUUCCUCCCUUCUCCUUCUGCAUUCCUGUGAAGACGACACCGAUUCCACGCGGUUCACACUGCUCUUGCAAAUUGCCUGCAGUGUGACUGUUGGGACUACUACACUACUGUGGACGCCGGCGUCGUGCUAGGGACCACCAUUUUUCACAGCAGCAAACAGACGCGCCGUAUAUUUCGACGAGCCCUCUGUGCUACGACAGAUCUCUCGUCUGAGGCUGCAACUCGUCGAUCUGUGGAGCGUCGCGACCACGCGAACAGACCAUUUGCAUACAAAGUCGCCGUGCCAAUCCGGGCAAGAAUAUUCAAAAUGCGCGACACUGUUCUCGGCUCGCUUUUCCUUGCCUCGGCAACCCUUGCAUCCGCCCACCGCCCCGAAUGCCUCAGCACCCGCAGCCGGGAACUCGCAGCCGCCGCGUCUUGCGGCGACAAGGGUUCUCUCAACUACUGCAUCUCCAACCUCCCCGCCUCGCCACAGCCCGAGGCUGUCUCGCAAGAACUUGAGCGCUGCUUCGUCUCCGCAGGCUGCACGCCCGCCGAGUCCCAGAUCGAGGCCUUCUGGGUGCUCAAGCGAUGCGACGCCGCCUCGGCCGACCUCCGCCGCGGCCGCCGCCAGAACGACGACCAUGACGCCGUCGACGCCCGACAAACCACCACGGCCGCCGCGGCGGCCACCACAACCGCCUUCAACGACAACGAAUCGUCCCCCUCCCCCUGCUUCACCGACUCACCCACCGAAAUCACCGUCUGCCCGAUCCAGACGACGGGCGCCGACGCGGGCAAGAAACUCUCGUGCUACCCGACGGCCACGACCACCCCGAAAUGCCGCGACGGCCUCAUCUGCCAGUCGGACGCGCAGGGCAACCCGUCGUGCAUGUACAAGCAGUCGUCGCUGGGAAUCGAGGGCACCAUCAUCGCCAUCGUCUUCGCGUCCGCCAUCGUGCUGUCCAUCGUGGCCGUCUGCUUCAUGUGCUGUCGCGAGCGGCGCGAGCACCGGCGCAUCGAGCGGGCCGCCGAGGCCGCGCGCAUCGCCAAGGAGGCCAAGACGUCGGCGACGGUGGCGGGCAAGCGGCCCGGCGCGGCCGUGACGGGCGCUGGUGGUGUUGAGGCCAGCCAGCCGCUCAUGUACCAUCAGGCCGACGGCGGUUUGUCCGGUGGUCCGCAGCACUAUCCUCCGCCGAUGCCCUCCAUGCAGCAGGGCUAUGGCGCCGCGAAUCCGUUUGCGGAUGCCGCUCAUGACGGGCAUCCGUUGAGGUGA